Messenger RNA from Schistosoma mattheei, 1347 nucleotides. Lineage: Eukaryota; Metazoa; Platyhelminthes; Trematoda; Strigeidida; Schistosomatidae. The record is from the annotation of a GenBank genome assembly.
AUGGAACCAGCACCCAUAAUGGCUACCAUCGCUAAUAUAAGCAUUUUCAAAAGUCGAUUAAAGUCAGGAAAGUUGAUGUUUCACGGGAAGGAGCUCGAAGUAAUACCUGUAGAUAGAGUCGAGGACGCUAAUAAAGGAAUGCAACCCACCAAAACUUUGUUCGUAGGUGGAAUUCCAAAAUCCAUGACAAUUGAACAACUAAAAAGUCAACUCCCCAACAACUGUCAACCUGUUUCCCUAAAUUUGCUGGAUAAAAACCAUAAAAUCAAUAGUGCAUUUAUGUCCUUCUCCUCUAUUGAUGUUGCUAAGCAAGCUCACCAAAUUUUCAGUUCUUUAACCGUGGAAGGUCAAUUGUUCAAAGCUAACUUCGCUAAAGAUCAACAGCCUCGAGCUGGUCCUGAUGGUUCCGUAAGAGUCGCAGUUUCAAAUUGGGAUGGUCAUCCGAACCAGUUGCGUAAGCUAUUCCCGACAUGUUUAGACGUUCAGUGGAUUCAGAAAAAACGAAAGGCAUUUCUUAAAUUUCCUUCCUUGGAAGUCCGAAAGGCUGCUGUCUCACAGCCAAAGUUCCAUGCCGGUAAACAGCUGAAACUGGCAUUAACAGGAGGACCAGAGCUCAAGACUGCCAUCGUUUGGGGUUUUCCAGCUGACACAAAAGAAUCAGACAUCAAAGGAUUAUUUGGUGGCGUCGUUUCGGUGUCACGUGAUACAACUACAGGGAACCAGAGCGCAUCCAUGACUGUCGAGUUUGAAACCGCUGCAGAUUGUAACAAUGCAAUUUCCUCAAACGCAACUCUGAAAGGUCGCCGCGUGACAAUAUUUUUGAAAGAUGUCUUUGUUGAUGAUUGUGCUAACAAUCAACAGAAGCAUUCUGUAACAUCUGAGAAGAAAGCUAAACCUGUAGAAGUAGGCGUUUCGAAGGUCAAGGCUGCUCACAAAGUUUCGAAGGCAGAGGAAGUGAAUGACGCAGAUGACAUUGAGGAUGAGAAUGCCGACGAAGAGGACGAAGAUACAAGUGAAGAUGGCGACGACAGUGACGAAGACGAUGAAAGUGAAGAUGAAAGCGAGGAAGAAGAGGAUGAAAGUGAAGACGAAAGAGAAAAAGCAGUUUCCUGGCUUACACGACAAAAAGCUGGUGGAUUUCCGAAAGCAGACAACCGUUCAGGAGAUCAAAGCAACUUCAAAGCGCAGCACAAAUUUGGUGGUGAUUUCAAGCGCAACUCGUUUCGUGGUCGUGGUGGUCGAUCUCGCGGCCGCGGUGGUCAGUCGCCCCACGGUCGUGGUGGCCAGUCUUUCCGUGGUCGUGGUGGUAACCGUGGGGGCUGGUCAAAACGCGGUGGUUCUGAUUAA